This is a messenger RNA of Galleria mellonella (greater wax moth), 2277 nucleotides long. Its product is annotated as tripartite motif-containing protein 45. NCBI's taxonomy places the organism in Eukaryota, Metazoa, Arthropoda, Insecta, Lepidoptera, Pyralidae. Gene Ontology annotation, cellular component: chromatin; nucleoplasm. The coding region runs from base 268 to 2238 and encodes 656 amino acids. Gene Ontology annotation, biological process: positive regulation of DNA-templated transcription. The record is from RefSeq and is a predicted model, not a curated record. Gene Ontology annotation, molecular function: ubiquitin-protein transferase activity; zinc ion binding; protein binding. The transcript is spliced from 12 exons.
CCGAGCCACACGGGCGGCUGCGCGCGAAAAAUAGCACUGACAUUAGUUUUGCCGCCAAAAUUGGGUCAACUAGCGCGCUACUUUAUGUGUUCGGAAACAAAACAGAAAAAUAGCCUAAGUUUUCAUAGAAUUUCAACUAAAGUUUUCGUAGAACUAUGUUUUCUUCUGUUAUUAUUUUAAUAAUAUUUCUUUAUUGUAAAAAGAUUUAAUUAUCAAUUUAAACUUUAUCAUCAAUUAGAAGAUAAAUAUUGAAUACAAAUAGAAAAUAUGAAUAUUUUCAGUAAACAUUUUACGAGAAAAAAGCAAGACAAGAGGAAAUCUUUCGAUCAAUCGUCUAUUAGUGCUGGCAAUAGUCCGCUGAGAUCACCAAGGAUUCAACGGCCUCUUAGUCAAUGCUUGAACAUAGCUCCAAGGACGUCAGCGUAUGAAGAUGGAAGAAAGGAGACCUCCAAAGAGUGGGAAUGCAAGCUGUGCAAGAAAGAGCUAACAGAACCGAGACUGCUAGGGUGUCUUCAUAGUUUCUGCACAAGAUGUCUUCAAGGUCUACACCAGGAAGGAGAGGCGGAGGUGUGGAGUGAAGUAGAUGUAGGAUCGAUCCAGUUGGAAAAUGGGGAGUCAUCAGGCGGUGUCUCAGCAGCAUCGGGCUACGAAAGCGACCUCCACAACUCAGAGUCCGAAGACAGCUUGGAACAGAAACCUCACAAGUACGGAAUAUUAACCAGAAAGGUUUCAGGUAAGAGCGUCCAGUUUCUGCUAUGCCCAAUAUGCGGUUACGAAACGCCUCUCCCACUGGGAGGUAUAUCCGCCCUCCCUCUCAACUACGUGCUGCUGCGGAAGAUGAUGGCCGCGGAGAAGGAACGCAACAAGGCCAGCAUAUUAUGCGACCUCUGUAAUAGCGACACAAAGGCAGAGAGCCGCUGUAGCCAAUGUCUGGUCAGCCUGUGCAGCUCUUGUGUGGAGGCGCAUCAUAGGCAGAAGGCGACCUCCAGGCACUCACUGCACCCACUGGACCCGCUGCCCGUCAAGUUCUGCAGCCAGCAUCCCAAAGCUGAACUCAGCGUGUACUGUGCGACGUGUCAACAAGUGAUAUGCCGGGACUGCUGCAUCAUAUCUCACUCGGGUCACGCACUGGCGAAUGCUUCUCGUGCCGCAGCCGAGCGGGCGAGGCUUCUACGCGACGCGUGCGAGCGGGCGAGACUAGUCCCGGAAAAUGUAGAGCGAGCCACCAGGAUAUUGGACGAGGAAGCCUUCGAAAGUGAUGAAAGCGCGGCACGCGUGGAACGUGAGGUGUGUGCGUGGGCAGAACGCUACGUACGCGCUGUAUCCGCGCACGCGCGCGCCGUGCGCGCGGCGGCGGCGCGCGCUCGUCACGCGCACCGCGCGCGCAUGCGCCGCCGCCGCCGCGCACUGCGCGACCGUGCGCUGCAUGCGCAUCACGCCGUCAACUUUGCUGAGGAGCUCCUCUCAGAAGCCAAAGAGGACGAGCUCCUCUCCCUCAGCGGAGCUGUCCUUCGUCGCCUGGAGAGGCUCACAGAACUGCAAUAUCUAUCAGAAGUACCCAAAUGUGAACUGAGGUUCGCACCCACAGCACCGGCUGCACAUGACCCCACCCUGGUGGGGAGAUUAUUGACUCAGGCCCCUGAUCCUGAUAAAUGUGUACUGAAUACUGAUGGUCUUCAAGAUCUUCAGGUAGGUUGUCAGCACGAAGUAAUAUUAGAACUUCGCGACAGCAAUGGUGAGCGUAUAUGGUGUGGUGGAGAACAGGUGGCUGGGUUCGUGCGGCGGCGGGACGCCCGCGCCCGCCCCACCAGUGCGAUCUCGCACGACCGCGGCGACGGCUCGUACGCGCUCGCCUUCACGCCGCCCAGCCCCGGCGGUUACCUGCUCGCCGUCACCGUCAACAACCGCCCCGUCAAGGGCAGCCCGUUCGCGUGCGCGGCGCGCGUGGCGAAGCCGCACACGGGCGUGUUCCACUGCUGCGCGUUCUGCUCGUCCGGCGGCCGGCGCGACGCCGUCUGCGCCUGUGGCGCUACCAUGCCCGGCGGGUACAAAGGCUGCGGGCACGGGCACGCGGGCUGGCCGGGCGCGCGCCACUGGUCGUGCUGCGGCCGCACGCUGCGCGCCGCGCCCUGCUCGCCGCUCGCCACCGCCGCCACGCUCACCACACCCUCCACCACCACCGCUACCACCGCCACCACACCAGCGCCAUCCGCCGCUCUUUAUCAGUUCUCGCUCUAGUACUACCUACCACUCGUACCAAUAAAUUGUACCUGCAUA